Alternaria incomplexa is the source of this 1098-nucleotide messenger RNA. It is a transcript of the gene PGN1, whose product is annotated as glycoside hydrolase 28 protein. Gene Ontology annotation, biological process: pectin catabolic process. The transcript is spliced from 2 exons. NCBI's taxonomy places the organism in Eukaryota, Fungi, Ascomycota, Dothideomycetes, Pleosporales, Pleosporaceae. Gene Ontology annotation, molecular function: polygalacturonase activity. The record is from RefSeq and is a predicted model, not a curated record. The coding region runs from base 1 to 1098 and encodes 365 amino acids. Gene Ontology annotation, cellular component: extracellular region.
AUGGUUGCUUUCACACUUACCUCUCUCCUUCUCGGCGCUGGUGCGCUCGUCUCGGCUGCUCCUUCUAGUCUUGACACCCGUGCAAGCUGCACCUUCUCCGAUGCUGCUACAGCCAUCAAGAACAAGGCUUCCUGCUCUGCUAUUGUCAUUCAGGGUAUGACUGUUCCAGCAGGAACGACCCUUGACUUGACAAAGCUCAAGUCAGGCACCACCGUCACCUUCCAGGGCACCACCACCUUCGGCUACAAGGAGUGGGAGGGCCCUCUCAUCUCUGUUUCGGGAACCAACAUCAAAGUCAUUGGCGCCGCUGGCCAUGUCAUUGACGCAAAUGGUGCUAAGUGGUGGGAUGGCAAGGGAAGCAACGGCGGCAAGACGAAGCCCAAGUUCUUCUACGCCCAUUCCAUGAUCUCAUCUUCUAUCACUGGACUCAACGUCAAGAACACCCCUGUGCAGGGAUUCUCCAUCAACGGCGCGCAGGACCUCACCCUCGAUAAGAUCACCAUCGACAACACUGCUGGUGACAUCACCAACGGCGGUCACAACACCGAUGCUUUCGACGUUGGCAGCUCCACCGGUGUGUACAUCACCAACGCCAACAUCAAGAACCAGGACGACUGCCUGGCUGUCAACUCCGGUACGGACAUCCACUUCACCGGCGGUACCUGCUCUGGCGGACACGGUAUCUCCAUCGGCUCUGUAGGUGGCCGCAGCGACAACACUGUCAAGAACGUCAUCAUCUCCGACUCCACCAUCACCAACUCUGACAACGGUGUCCGUAUCAAGACUGUGUCUGGUGCCACCGGUGCUGUCUCUGGUGUUACAUACAAGAACAUCACCCUCAAGAACAUUGCGAAGUACGGCAUCGUUAUCCAGCAAGACUACCAGAACGGCUCUCCCACUGGCAAGCCCACCACCGGUGUCCCGAUCACUGGCCUUACCAUCCAGAAUGUCAAGGGUACCGUUGCUGCCAAGGGUACUGACGUCUACAUUCUUUGCGGUAAGGGCAGCUGCUCCAACUGGACCUGGACCGGUAACAGCGUCACUGGCGGAAAGAAGAGCACUAGCUGCCUCAACAUCCCUACCGGCGCUUCUUGCUAA